AUGCUUCAUAGUGGUAACUUAAAGCAAGUGCUCCGCCGAUCAUUAGAACCAAUUAAAACCCCUGUUUCAACAUACCAAAUUCAGUCUGCUGUCCUUCUAUCGGCAAAAACAGGGUCCAUAGUCUCGUUUGCAGGGAAUGAUUCUAACAAAACUUCGAAUAAAGAGAAUCUCAACCACUUAAAGAUGAUGGCCUUGCUCAUUAGGGAAAAAUGGGCAGAAGAUGAACAAGAUCCAUCAGCACAGGCGACCAAAAGCUGCUAUCCUACAACCAUACCGACUUCUUCUGAAAAGCAAGAUGGUGCAGUUCAAUCGUAUACAUCUCGCAUCUAUACAUGCGGUCUUGAAGACCUCCAUACGUGUGUCGCUCAAAUUCCAGGUUCCGACCUCUUGUUACUCUUUAUCGGUGACUCGGCAUUUCCUCAUGGGUUACUCGUUAUGAAAAUGAAAAAUACCCUUGGUGCAUUCAAGGAUGUUUAUGGCUAUAAACUGGACUAG
This is a messenger RNA of Eremothecium sinecaudum, 495 nucleotides long. RefSeq names its product Slm4p (gene SLM4). The transcript has a single exon. The record is from RefSeq and is a predicted model, not a curated record. Gene Ontology annotation, cellular component: Ragulator complex. The coding region runs from base 1 to 495 and encodes 164 amino acids. NCBI's taxonomy places the organism in Eukaryota, Fungi, Ascomycota, Saccharomycetes, Saccharomycetales, Saccharomycetaceae. Gene Ontology annotation, biological process: signal transduction.